UUUGCUAAAAAAACAAACUCUCUUAAGCUUUCAUAAUCUCUGAUCGAUUCUCUAUCCUUCCUUUUCUCUAUAGCUCUAUAGCUCUAUAGCUCUAUAGCCAUGCCAUCUCUAUCAGACCAUUUUGAGUUUGAGACAGUGAGAGAAGUUCCUGAAUCCCAUGCAUGGACAUCCUUAGAUGAUCAUCCUUCCGGUGAAGCCACCGGCCAUGACAAACUCCCUCUCAUCUCCCUCUCAAACUCCUCCGAUGAUGAUGAUAACACCAAAUUCCUACUCCGGCAUGCAUGCCAACACUUUGGUGUCUUCUAUGUCACCGGUCACGGCAUCUCUACCAAUCUAUUAUCCGAGCUUGAGCUCCAAACUCGCCGUCUUUUCUCUCUUCCCACUAACCAAAAACUCAAGGCCGCUCGUCCACCGGACGGCCUCUCUGGCUAUGGACUCGCUCGUAUAUCCUCCUUCUUCUCGAAACUUAUGUGGUACGAAGGAUUUACUAUCUCCGGCUCUGUUCUCCAUCACGCUCGCCAACUCUUCCCUGAUGAUUAUUUCCGCUUCUGCGAAACUAUAGAAGAGUAUGGGAAAGAGAUGCAAAAACUCGCGGAGAAAAUUAUUCGACUAAUGAUAAGCUCAUUAGGUGUCAAAGAAGAAGAGCUGAAUUGGAGUAAAGAUCUCUCCGGAGUGUUUCAGCUGAACUCUUAUCCGGCGUGCCCGGACCCUGAUAAGGCGAUGGGCCUCGCCGCGCAUACUGACUCUAGUCUUCUUACUAUUCUUCACCAGAGUGGCACAAGUGGUCUCCAAGUUCUCCGGAAGGAAGACGGGCAUGGCCCGACACGGUGGGUCACUGUUCCACCAGUUGCCGGAGCUCUCAUCGUUCAUGUUGGUGAUCUUUCUCAUAUCCUUUCCAAUGCACGUUUUCAUAGUGUUCUUCACCGUGCCAUUGUUAAUCGGUAUCGGCACCGAUACUCUAUGGCUUAUAUCUGUGGUCCUCCACCGGAGGUUAAGGUAAAACCAUUGAAUUCUUUAAAUGAAUCUCCGGUGUUCCGGCCGAUGACUUGGCCAGAGUAUCUCAGUCUCAAAGGGAAGCUCUUCAACCAAGCAUUACAUUCCAUUAGAGUGACAAGUGAUGAUGAGAAGUUCAAGUUCAUGCAUGGUCCAUGAGUUGAGUUUAUGUUUGUUGCGUGUGUGAUUGUGUGUGUGUGUGUGGUUAUGAUAGAAACAUUUUGGGUCUUUUUGUUUGUGAUACACUGAUACUCUUGGUAGUGUUGUUGUGAGAGAAGUAAACAAAAACAAAGAAGAGAGUGAAGGAAGAGCACAAAAUUAAGGAAGCAAUCAAAUCAAAAGUAAAUGAAACUAGUUGUGCAUGCAAACAAAACGUCAUUGUUGUGAAUGAAAACAAAGCGCCAAAGGAUAGAAGAAUUGAGGGAGGAGAGAGUGAGAA
Dioscorea cayenensis subsp. rotundata (Guinea yam) is the source of this 1432-nucleotide messenger RNA. RefSeq names its product gibberellin 3-beta-dioxygenase 1-like. NCBI's taxonomy places the organism in Eukaryota, Viridiplantae, Streptophyta, Magnoliopsida, Dioscoreales, Dioscoreaceae. Gene Ontology annotation, molecular function: gibberellin 3-beta-dioxygenase activity. Gene Ontology annotation, biological process: response to light stimulus; gibberellin biosynthetic process. The transcript is spliced from 2 exons. The coding region runs from base 100 to 1152 and encodes 350 amino acids. The record is from RefSeq and is a predicted model, not a curated record.